AUGAGCUCCUCCUCAUCGGCUCCAGUCGAUCAGGUCGACCUCCUUAUCCGCCAAUUCCACCAACAGGUCGACCCCGCUCUGCUACCCCUACCGCAGGGCGCGACGAUCAUUCACCCCGCCUUGCAGAGCGCCAUCUAUGAGUCUAUGUUCAACGAGGCCUCCGUAUGGCCUCUGCCUCCGAUAUAUUACCAGGCACGAGUCCUGAAGAUGAUCCUGUCUCGCAUUGAAGAGGCCAUUGCUGAUCCUGAGGAGGAUGAAAUCCACGCCGAUCUCAUAGAAACCUGGACCAGUCUCAUAUCUCAGCCUAAGCCCUCCACCAUUCAACAGGCCCAACAAUUAUCCUACAUCAAAUACACUUCUCCCAUUCCCCCACCUCCCACCUCACAACCUCGAACAGUGAUCACUUCCGAAUCCCGUGGUCUAAUCCUCUCCGGCGGGACGACCGGUUUUCGCACAUGGGAAGCCGCUCUCCAUCUGGGGACGUAUCUGUCUACGCCGGCCGGUGAGAGUAUCAUCUCUGACAAACGAGUCAUAGAACUUGGAGCCGGCACGGGCUUCGUCUCGAUGUUUUGUGCCGCGCAUCUGCACCCACAGUACAUUCUAGCUACGGAUCGGGAGCCUGCACUAAUUGAGAAUAUUCGGGACUGCGCGCGGAGGAAUCAGCUCCAGAAGGCAUCGGGGUCAGGGUCCACCCAGUUCGGAGCUGCAAUCUGGGAGUGGGGGACUCCGUUGGAUAUUUUCUCUGAGGACAGUCAUGGGGAUAACGAAUCUUCAGCUACACAACCCGUUGCGACUACAGGGACAGUCCCCGGAGACAAGAACCCUCGCAUUUUCGACGUUGCACUUGGUGCUGACUUGAUCUACGACGUUGACCUCAUUCCGCAUCUUCUGUCCACCCUGCAUGAUCUAUUUGAUAAUUACCGAAUCAGCCAAUUCAUCAUCUCGGCCACUUUGCGCAACCAAAACACGUUUCAAACGUUCCUGUCUGCUUGUGUAGAAGAGAAUCAAUUCAGCACGGAUUGUGUCCCGUUUGAACCGUUGGCUCCAGAGAAACAGAAGGGGUUCUUCUACUCGACUGACGUUCCGAUCCGCAUAUAUCGAAUCACGAGAAGUACAAAUCCAGCAUGA
This is a messenger RNA of Aspergillus tanneri, 1128 nucleotides long. Its product is annotated as protein-lysine N-methyltransferase. Lineage: Eukaryota; Fungi; Ascomycota; Eurotiomycetes; Eurotiales; Aspergillaceae. The coding region runs from base 1 to 1128 and encodes 375 amino acids. The record is from RefSeq and is a predicted model, not a curated record. The transcript has 4 exons.